AACGGCCAAAAAUAAUUUUGAGUUCAUGGGGUGCCGACGCUUUUGUCUGCGGCCGAUUGCUGCCAAUUAGUUGGACAAUAUUUAAUCUCGUAAGGAACUUAGUUUGUUAAUUGCUUCCAACAGACUUUUUCAUAUUAAACAACCCACAAAGAAUUCAGACCUGGGAACAUUGGAAGUUCUUCUGUAUACAACAAUGGGAGGCGAAACAGGGGACGACGGAGUGGCCGAGUAGAAUCAAUUGCUGGAAGAUCGUGCCAACUCGUAUCAAACUCUGGAGGGAUUGACCAUGAAGGGGAUAAGGAUCGCGGAGCCCCGUAAAGGGUUCCUUCGUUGCCACUUCGUCGUCUCCAAUCGCAUAACCGUCAGUUCUGUUCCGUCUCUCUCUGUUCCUUAAAUUGUCUUCUCUUCUUCUUCUUCCUCUGUUCCUUUUGGGUUUCUUCUUUUGUUUUCCUGUUCAGUUUGCCCUGAUUGUGGUAUUUUAAUCAGGACCCAGAUGGGAAUUGGGAGAUUGGAGCCAUGGCGACACUGAUUGAUGCUGUGGGUGUGACUGCCGUUUACUCUUUGAUCCGCCAUCUCAAAGGUUCAAUUGAAUUGUCCAUCUCUGUUCUCUCCACGGCCAAAGCACAGGUAAAGAGAUUCGUCUUCUUAAGUUUAAAGGUUAGUCAUAUGACCAAAAUGGGGGAAACUGAUUUUCCCUCAAAGUCAAUUACUGAUCUCUCCUUUGAAGGUUAGUUGAUCCUUAGGACUUGCGACUGACCCCAUCCCUGAAAUGUCACUAAUAACACUCAAUCAAUCAAUCAAUCAUUAAUUCAUUGUUAUUGACCUCCUCUACCCAAGUUUGUAUCAAGAAAAGCGAAUUUUGAAUGACAGGAAGAGAUGGAGAUAGAAGCGAAGAUUGUUGGGGGGAGGGGAAGGCUGGUUUCAGUGGUGAUAGAGGUCAGGAGGAAAAGUAACAGAGAGCUGAUUGCCUUAGGGAAACAAUGGGUCGCUAAAGCAAGUAAGCUUUGAUUACUGAUGGACUUUGAUGAACUGUAAUCAAUCCACAGGAUAGAGUGCAGGUUGCAUAACUACGUCACUUGUGUUAUGUAUUUAGAAACUUUAUGGAUCAUGGAUUUCAGAGCACACCUUGCCCAAGCUUGAUGUUUGAUCGAUCACAAAUGGGGUCAUUCACUGACAACGUACUAUAACUCAGGCUCAGCAACAUUUUCCAACUAUUAUAGGUUUGUAAAGCACAGUUGAGCGUCUGAAGGGUUGGAAACAAAAAUCUUUAUCCUGGGCGGCAAAGAAGACGUUGAUUAAAUCCAUUGCUCUGGCUCUACCACUGCAUGUGAUGUCUUGCUUCAAGCUACCACUUUCUUUGUGUCGGCUUUUGGACAAACAUGUAGCCCGUUUCUGGUGGGGGGUAACAGAAGACCACUUCCGUAUUCGCUGGAUGUGCUGGCGGAAUAUGUGCCGGAGUAAGCACGAUGGGGGGUUGGGCUUUCGUCGAUUUGAGCAAUUUAAUUAGGCGUUAUUAGCUAAGAUUGGGUGGCGCAUUCUGAUGGACCCCCAAUCCCUGUUGGCGCAGGUUUAUAAGGGUAACUAUUUUCCAACAGGCACCUUCGUGGAAGCAAAGGCUCGGUCCCGCCCCUCAUGGAGGUGGCAGAGUAUCCUGUAUGGGCGAGAGUUAUUGGAAAAGGGUUUGAGAUGGCAAAUAGGGAAUGGCCGGUCUGCGUCGCUCCUUCACUCUAAUUGGAUUCCGGCUCUUCAGUUUGAUCCUCCUAUGUAUAACCCUCGUGUUCUACCGGCGGGAGGAGAGUGACCAGAAACUUAGCCAGUGGUUUGAUCCACCGACCUGCCGUGCCAUUAAGACUAUACCUCUCCCCCGGUGCCCGGUAGAGGAUAGGCUGAUUUGGCAUGCUUCCCCGGAUGGGGUGUUCUCAGUGAAGUCUGCCUACCAUUUAGCAGUCUCCCUCGAGAAGCGAAGGGGGGUUUGGAAGUCGACGGUUAGUUGGAUGGAUCGAUCAAGCUGGAUUCGUGUUUGGGAAGCGGAUAUUCCUCCCAAAUUGAGAGUCUUUCUGUGGCAGAUUCUUAAUCGGAUUCUGCCUACUACAGAGGCUCUUAUUGGGAAGCAGGCCCCUGUGAAUCCUAGAUGCCCGGUGUGUUGGGCAAGUUCGGAAACUAUGGAACAUCUUUUUCUUGAAUGCCCUGUUGCGAGAGCCCUGUGGGAUUAUUCUGGUUUGGCGCACCUAGGGGAGGGGCUUCCUCGUCAUACGUUCCCUUUGUUCUUUAAAAGGCUGCUGACGUUGAUCUCCCAACCGACUGUGAUUAUGGUUGUCGUGGCUAUCCUCUGGAGGAUUUGGAGAUCGCUGAAUUGGGUUGUCUUUGAGGGCAAGCAGUUUGGAUUUCCGGCCCUUAUGCGCCAGUUCCAACAGCAGUAUGAGGAGUGGGUCCGGUUGCCUGCGGAGAGGGGUCUUUCUCGUGGUAGCCAAGAGCAGACCCGUCAAGAUCGAGAUAGCGCGGAAGGGGUGGUUUGCAUGUGGGAUGGGGCUGUGCGGGUGGGGUCUCAUUCGGCUGGUGGUGUAGUAGUUCUGACCCCGGAUCGGGAAGUUUUAAUGGCAGGGGGGGGGGGGGGGUACAGUUUCCUUGGUUUGAUGAUCCUGUGGUUGUGGAGUUGGUUACUCUUCGUGAGGCGGUUCUGUGGUGUCAAUCACUCGGAUUUACGGAGGUCAACUUUGAAGGAGAUGCUCAAGUUAUCAUUGAUAAAAUCAACAAGGCGGAUUCUAGAGAUAGUCGGUUAGGGGCUGUGUUGGAGGAACUCAUUAUGAUUUUUGAAGGAAGCCCUGGGUUUAGUGUUAGAUUUGUUGGUCGGCGUUGCAAUAGGGUAGCCCAUUUGGUGGCUAGAAAGGCCCUCUCUUUGUAUCCGACCAUGAGUCAUUCUUUUGAUUUCCAGGCCUGGCUGAAUUCCAGGAUGUAACUAUCGGUUUUGAUCAAUCUAAGAUUAUCUUUUGUAAAAAAAAAAAAAAAAGUAAAGCACAGUUGAGCUAUUAAAAAUACAGAAUCAAA
Messenger RNA from Linum trigynum, 3045 nucleotides. Lineage: Eukaryota; Viridiplantae; Streptophyta; Magnoliopsida; Malpighiales; Linaceae. The record is from the annotation of a GenBank genome assembly.